AUGUGCUGUAACGGAGAUAAGUACCCUCUCGCCCUUGACUGCCUUGUCUUUCCGCAUGCAUGCGCCCCUCCCCACGCUGCCACGAGCGUCUCUCGCUGCACGCCUGCUCACCACCACACGCAAGGGCUCCCCCCAAUGCUCAACAGGUGCGCACACGGCAAGGCAGGGAGGAGGGGUGGUGCGGAGGAGGUGGCAGGGGUGGGCAGGGAGCAGCAGGGGAAGGCAGGGGAGAGCAGCGAGGGAUCAGCGCCUUUGGGUGGUGUGAGACUCUUCAGUGGCGGCACCACAGCAGCCUCACGCGCCUCAAGGCGCCUGCGCCACUCACAGUCGCACCAGUUAACAUCAGCAGCCAGUCCGCUCCUGCAGCAGAGGCGCAUGCGGGCAGGCCAAGGGGUGGCACUCCAGCCAGCCAGAGGGAGAGCAUGCGGGCUGCCUACUGCUGCACAAGCAUCAGCAGCCAGUCCGCUCCUGCAGCAGAGGCUCAUGCGGGCGGGUUAA
Molecule: messenger RNA, 498 nt
Organism: Closterium sp. Naga37s-1
Lineage: Eukaryota; Viridiplantae; Streptophyta; Zygnematophyceae; Desmidiales; Closteriaceae
Source: the annotation of a GenBank genome assembly